AUGUGUGAGCUUGACGAACAGAUUCACAAUCACACACUAGCUGAGGAGUAUCUCCCUCCGUUUCUCGAUGAAGUCUAUCCACUUGGCAAACCAGAUACUGGCUGCAGGGUCUAUUUCGGUAGAUUGGCUGCGAAAGCCUUUGUGAUUUACAACAAAAGAGAGGGGACUAGUUUUGAGUUCGUUGAGGUUGAGAAAUGA
This is a messenger RNA of Eruca vesicaria subsp. sativa (arugula), 198 nucleotides long. The record is from the annotation of a GenBank genome assembly. NCBI's taxonomy places the organism in Eukaryota, Viridiplantae, Streptophyta, Magnoliopsida, Brassicales, Brassicaceae.